AUGGAUCCUCGGUCUCAUCCUUCAAGACCUCCGUCCACAAGCCUGCCUCAAGGCUCCACGCCCCUCUCCUCGACGCCCAUCUCGAGUAUGCCUAUGCCUCAAUACACUAUGCAGCCUCAGUAUCCGGUGUCCCAGCCCCAUACUCUGCCCCCGCUGCAGCCGCAUCACAGUCAAUCCCCUGCCCCUCACUCCUACAUGGGCCAGCCGCCGUACAGGCCGGAUCUGUCGAGAUAUCCUACAACUACCCACGAUGUCUACGCGUCUUCCGCCGCUCCCAUCAUGCCGCACACCACGGUGGGCAGCCUGCCGCCUUCUUCGUUCCUCUCUCACCCCAACCCGCAGGCUCAAGGUCAACCGCCGCAACACUACCCUCCCCCUCAUAGCGUGCUGCCUCCGGCCUCCAGCGCCCAGAGCUACCCCCAGCCAAUUGCGCCGGCACCUCCGCGGGACCGCCGCCCAGACUACAAUGGUCUUCCUUCGGGCGCGUUCAGCUACAACGACGGCAAGGCAUCUCCCUGGGUGAACCCCGCCGACCCUGUCGCCGGUGCAAAUGGUGGAUCUCCCUACGCUGCCGCAAAGGAGCCCCCUCGUACCCAGGUGGUGGGAUCUCAGGGCCGCCGAGGCAUUCUCCCCAGUGUUCCGGGUCGCGCUACCCCCGUCGCGAAUGGCGUCAAUGGCACUGCUAAAAACACAACAAUUCCCGCCAAGGACGCGGAUGGAAAAUUCCCGUGCCCUCACUGCAAUAAGACUUAUCUCCACGCGAAACAUCUGAAGCGUCAUUUGCUUAGACAUACCGGUGACCGUCCGUACAUGUGUGUUCUUUGCAAGGACACCUUCUCUCGAAGCGAUAUCCUUAAGCGUCACUUCCAAAAGUGUUCGUUACGACGCGGAAACCCGACGGGAGCGACUCACUUGUCGCAUCCCCAGGCACACUUGAAGAGGUCUCAAGCUGCGGCAAAUCCUGCAAAGCCUGUUCAGGAUGAAGUCAGUAGUACCGUUCCGCCUUCCAAUGGCAUUGCGGGUACGACUUUCGGCGAGGGACCCGUGAACGGCAAUGGGAUGGCCUCUGGCCGACCCGGUUUCACGGACCAGCAGCCCCUGGGCUUUACGAUGUCCUCUGUCAACGGGAUGAACCGUCAGCCAGAAGACGCGUACCCCGCUGGUCAGCCGCAUCCGAGAGCACCAUGGAUGGCUGCUCCCAAGCAGAACCCGUACCUCGUGCAGCCCGGCACUGAUGCCUCUGGCCAGCAUUUGAGUGUUGACCGUCCUUCCCUUGAGCAGGUAAAGCCCCCGAUCGUUCAUGAUCCUAAGCGUCCUGUUAUGCCCGGACCAAACCCAAAUCACUCUGGCGAAAUUGACUGGACUUCGAUGUUUCAGCCCGGAGCCUCCGAUGGUUACAUAAACCCCGUUUUCCCCCAGUCCAUGGCCGCCGGCCAGGAGCCGAUCCAUGCUCACGUCGAGACCGAACGCAAAUACUACCCCGCAACGACCGCAGGUCCCCAGGAAGGCGGUAUGAAUGGCCUUUACCUGGCUUCGACCAUGGGCGGUGACGGUAUGUGA
Aspergillus wentii DTO 134E9 is the source of this 1560-nucleotide messenger RNA. RefSeq lists its product as uncharacterized. Gene Ontology annotation, molecular function: DNA-binding transcription factor activity, RNA polymerase II-specific; RNA polymerase II cis-regulatory region sequence-specific DNA binding. Gene Ontology annotation, biological process: regulation of transcription by RNA polymerase II. NCBI's taxonomy places the organism in Eukaryota, Fungi, Ascomycota, Eurotiomycetes, Eurotiales, Aspergillaceae. The record is from RefSeq and is a predicted model, not a curated record. Bases 1 to 1560 code for a protein of 519 amino acids. The transcript is spliced from 2 exons. Gene Ontology annotation, cellular component: chromatin.